UCUCACUCUGUGCGCGACUGAAGGAGGGGGGCGUGGCGGCGGUGGCAGUGCUUCUGAGUCUGGCAUGGCGCUGCCUGGAGCUGCAAGGCUGCUGUGGCGGGAGAGGCUCCCUUGGAGGCCCGCGGUGGCCCUCAGGACCGGGCUGGGCUUCCCUCAGUUGAUGGGUCGCAGACAAAAAUCAUCUCCCAGUUUCCUUAACCGGACCGAUCUUCCAAAACUAGCCUAUCAUAAACUAAAAGGCAAGAAUCCUGGAGUUGUCUACCUCGCAGGCCUUUUUUCAAACAUGAAUGGCGAAAAAGCACUUGCGCUGGAAGACUACUGCAAAUCAGUUGGCCAUGCUUUUGUAAGGUUUGAUUACAGAGGCUGUGGAAGUUCAGAUGGCAACAUUAAAGAAAGUACAUUGGGAAAGUGGCGGAAGGAUGUUCUUUCAAUACUGGAUGAACUCACACAAGGACCACAGAUUUUAGUUGGUGCCAGUCUGGGUGGAUGGCUGAUGCUUCAUGCUGCUAUUGCUCGUCCAGAAAAGGUGGCAGCAUUAGUUGGAAUAGCUGUAGCCGCAGACCAUUUUGUAGCCACUUUUCAACAGCUUCCUGUAGAGGUAAAAAAAGAAAUAGAAGAAAAGGGUGAAUGGAGGCUGCCAACCAAGCACAAUGAAGAAGGAGUUUAUUCUGUACCAUAUGAACUCAUUCAGGAAGCAGAAAAUCACUGUGUUUUGACUAGUCCCCUUCCCAUAAAGUGUCCUGUGCGUCUUAUUCAUGGCUUGAAGGAUGAAGAUGUCCCAUGGCAGAUCUCCAUGAAAGUUGCUGAACGUGUUGUUGGUGCAGAUGUGGAUGUUAUUCUUCGCAAAGGUGGUGGUCAUCGAAUGAAGGAAAAGGAGGAUAUCAAACUUAUUGUAUACACUGUGGAAGAUUUGAUUGAGCAGCUGAGUACCUAGCAACAGGAACAUAGGGUUAUCAUGUCUCAGUCAGGAAAAAAUUGGUUCAGAGCAUGACUCUUCCACUAGAGAGACCUGGAGCUUUACAAUUAUUUUCUUACCUUUCUAAAUUUGUUUGUAGAUACAGCUAUCUUCUUAAUGCUGCAUUUGCACAAAAGAUAAACUGUGAAGACAAGCUGCUGUUUAAUCCUUUUCUGCCCAAAAGAAAUCACCAUUGACCCUUAUGCAAUGUGCAUUUUACAUUUUCAUACCCAGGUAUAUUUGUGCCAAUAAUUAUUGCCUUUUAUCUUGUAGUACAGUGUGACUUUUCCAUUCUUUUUUACACCUUAAAUAAAUAUGCAUUAUAAUGUU
Molecule: messenger RNA, 1285 nt
Organism: Sceloporus undulatus (fence lizard)
Lineage: Eukaryota; Metazoa; Chordata; Lepidosauria; Squamata; Phrynosomatidae
Product: palmitoyl-protein thioesterase ABHD10, mitochondrial-like
Exons: 5
Coding region: 65-934 (289 amino acids)
Biological process (GO): protein depalmitoylation
Cellular component (GO): mitochondrion
Molecular function (GO): palmitoyl-(protein) hydrolase activity; hydrolase activity, hydrolyzing O-glycosyl compounds
Source: RefSeq, a predicted model, not a curated record